AUGGCCCCGACCCUGCUCCAGAAGCUCUUUAACAAAAGGGGCAGUGGCGGCAGCGCGGCGGCGGCGUCCGCCCAGGGCAGGGCGCCCAAGGAAGGACCCGCCUUCAGUUGGUCAUGUUCAGAGUUGGAUGUAAGUGAGAUUCGCCUGAUUGUGUACCAGGACUGUGAGAGGAGAGGCAGACAAGUCUUAUUUGAUUCCAAAGCUGUUCAAAAGCUGGAAGAGGUGGCAGCCCAGAAAACAGAAGAUAUUCCUGUUAAAAUGUCAGCCAAGUGCUGUCAAGGAGGCAGCAGUGACAACAACAGUGUCAGCAGCAGCAGUAGCAGCAGCAGCAGCAGCAAUAGUAUCUUUUCUCAUAGUUCUUCUGGAGGGUCUUUACCACAAACCAAGGAGCAGCUUCCAAAGUACCAGUACACAAGACCAGCUUCUGACAUCAACAUGCUGGGGGAAAUGAUGUUCGGCUCAGUUGCAAUGAGCUACAAAGGCUCUACCUUAAAGAUACACUAUAUACGUUCUCCUCCCCAACUAAUGAUUAGUAAAGUUUUCUCUGCUAGAAUGGGUAGCUUCUGUGGAAGUACAAAUAAUUUGCAAGACAGCUUUGAGUACAUCAACCAAGAUUCUCAUAUAGGAAAACUGAACGCAAAUCAGAAUGGUUUGGGGCCUGGUCGUACUGGAAGUAACUUAGCACAUAGCACACCAGUUGAUAUGCCAAGCAGAGGACAGAAUGAAGACAGGGACAGUGGCAUUGCUCGAUCAGCCUCACUAAGCAGCCUUUUGAUCACACCUUUCCCCUCUCCAAGCUCCUCUACAUCCUCUUCGAGCAGUUAUCAGCGCCGCUGGCUUCGAAGUCAGACAACAAGUUUGGAAAAUGGCAUCAUUCCAAGGAGAUUGACUGAUGAAACAUUUAGUUUGGCUGAAGAAACCUGUAAUUCAAAUCCAGCCAUGGUUAGGAGGAAAAAAAUUGCCAUCAGCAUCAUCUUUUCCCUGUGUGAGAAAGAAGAAGCACAACGGAACUUCCAGGACUUCUUUUUUUCUCAUUUCCCCUUGUUUGAAUCUCACAUGAACAGACUGAAAAGUGCAAUUGAAAAGGUCAUGAUCUCCUGUAGGAAGAUAGCAGAAUCAGGUCUACGCGUCCAGUUUUAUGUCAGCCGCCUGAUGGAGGCUCUGGGAGAAUUCAGAGGGACUAUCUGGAAUUUAUAUUCUGUUCCAAGGAUAGCUGAACCAGUAUGGCUUACCAUGAUGUCAAGCACUUUGGAAAAAAACCACCUGUGCCAGCGCUUUCUCAAGGAAUUUACAAUUUUGAUAGAACAAAUCAACAAGAACCAGUUUUUUGCUGCCUUGCUGACUGCAGUGUUAACCUACCACCUGGCCUGGGUACCAACCGUCAUGCCUGUUGACCACCCUCCCAUUAAAGCUUUCUCAGAGAAGCGCACCUCUCAGUCAGUGAACAUGUUGGCCAAAACACAUCCUUAUAAUCCUCUCUGGGCACAGCUAGGUGACCUUUAUGGAGCCAUAGGCUCUCCAGUGAGAUUGACUCGUACUGUGGUUGUGGGGAAGCAAAAGGAUUUGAUCCAGCGCAUUCUUUAUGUUCUGACCUACUUUCUCCGUUGCUCUGAGCUACAAGAGAACCAGUUGACCUGGAGUGGUAACCACAGUGAAGGUGACCAAGUUUUAAAUGGGAGCAAGAUUAUGACAGCCUUGGAGAAAGGAGAGGUGGAAGAGUCCGAAUAUGUAGUAGUUACAGUGAGAAAUGAGCCUGCUCUUGUACCCCCCAUCCUACCACAAGUGAUGACUGAGCGGAGGCAUCCUGGGCCCACGUGGUUAGCUGGGACCUCAGAAAGCACUGAUACUAGAGAUCUGAGUCCCAAACCUGAUAGAGAAGGAAUCAAAAAGCCAGAGAAGAAUUCUGAGACUUACAGCAUAGGAUUCCAAGAGCCAGCACUAGACACUUCUUGGAAACCUCAGGGCACAUCUUGUGGUGAUGAAGAGAAUGAACAAGAGGCACUACAAGGAAGCUCUUCAAGAUUUCACUGUUGUGAGGUUCCUGGGGCAGGAAUGAUGAAUCAACAAACUGUCCAAGAGCCGUUGAAAGGAGAGAUGCUAAAGAAAGUAUCAGACCAGCCAACAGCCUGGUCCUGCCCUGACAGAUGUUCCUGGAAGGAGCCUCCCAUGGGAAAGGUCACUUUCCAAAUUGGAAGCUCUGUAUCUCCUGAAUCUGACUUUGAAAGCCGCACCAAAAAAAUGGCAGAAAGGCUAAAAGCCUGUGAACAGUAUCCAGAGGGAGCCAGUGCUUUGGCUGAGUCAGCUCAGAACCAGCAGGGCUCUGGGAGCACCUUCAAUGCUGGCUUUCAGAGUGUCAGCGUUCCUCAGAACAGGCCUUCUGAUGAGAAGGAAGGUGAAUCUGACUGGAGAUUUACUGAGGACAGAGGCACCAGAACCAGAACCAUGGCAGAUGCUGUGGGGCUGCUCAGCCAAGCUGUUGGCACACUUGUACCCUCUGACAGUGCACAGGGAACUGGCAGGAGAACUCUGGAGCAAACAGUAGGUUUGCACUUGAAAAGCAAGGAAAGACCUUCACCAGAGCCUGUUGCAAAUACAUGUGGACUUCAGGAUUCUAGCUUCCUGGUUGCUGCAGAUGUCCCCUGUGGGGAUACCAACAGGAAGGCUGACUUUAGCAUGGAAGGAGACAUUCCCAGGAACGAAAGCUCUGACAGUGCUCUUGGAGAUAGUGAUGAUGAAGCAUGCAUUUUAGCCACACUGGGCCUAGCUCACAGUGGUGAUAGGACUGAUGGGUCCUUGGAAGUGGAGUUGCCUCUGCCAAGGUCUCACAGCAUCAGCAAUCCAAAUGUAAGAAACUUUGGCCGCUCACUCCUGGCAGGUUACUGUCCUACAUACAUGCCUGAUAUGGUGCUUCAUGGGACCAGCAGUGAUGAGAAACUGAAGCAGUGUCUGAUGGCUGAUCUGGUUCAUACAGUGCAUCAUCCAGUGCUGGAUGAGCCAGUAGCUGAGGCUGUCUGCAUUAUUGCAGAUACGGACAAGUGGAGCGUCCAGGUGGUCACAAGUCAGAGGAAGGUGAUAGACAACAUGAAGCUGGGCCAAGAGGUUUUGGUUUCUAGUCAGGUGUCCAGUUUACUUCAGUCCGUUUUACAGCUGUACAAGCUUCAUCUCUCUGCUGAUUUUUGCAUCAUGCAUCUUGAAGACAGAUUACAAGAGAUGUACCUUAAAAGUAAAAUGCUUUCUGAAUAUCUUCGGGGACACACAAGAGUACAUGUGAAAGAAUUGGGUGUUGUGCUGGGGAUUGAAUCUAAUGACCUGCCUCUGUUGACUGCAAUUGCCAGCACUCAUUCUCCUUAUGUGGCUCAAAUACUUUUAUAAACUAAUGCUCAGGACAAUUUUUCUUGAAACAAGAAAAACAAAUUCUCAACUGAAGGACAAAUGAACCUGGCCUCGGUGACAUCAAAAGCAUAAGAGGAGAAGAUAAGGAGUCAUUCCACCAUUUGCUUUGUUGCUUUCAAGUGGAUGCUUCAUUGGGAGACUUAGGUUUACUGGACACAAUUGCAUUUGUGAUUUUCAAAAACACUUUGGAUCUUUUGUUACCUGUGAAUCAGCAGAGUGUUAUUUCUGGUCAGGGGAGACAUAAGCACUACACUAAACACUAAGCAGUUGUUGCAGAUAGCCUUGUGUUGUUUGGACAGAAUAAUGACGAGCAAUUUGGAGUAGAGUGCAAACUGUGUAAGUAACAUUCCAGCAGGGUGAGGCUGUAACCUGGAGAGAACACAGUGCACUAUUGUAAGACAGGCAGAAUAAGGACUUUGAUUUUCACAGGUGACAAGAAGGAAGCCAAAUUAUGCCAUUAUCGCCCCGUGGCUCUAGCAGCUGCUGUUUGAUAUGAAAGGGGAUUGUCUGUUGGAAAAACAGUGCUGUAGGGACCUAGUGCUCUCACUGAGUUCUCAGAGUUUACUCUCAGAGGCAGCUACAGGUAAGUCAGAGGUGGAUUGCUGGUGCAAUAACCCAAGAGCCAAUGUAGC
Molecule: messenger RNA, 4025 nt
Organism: Dipodomys ordii (Ord's kangaroo rat)
Lineage: Eukaryota; Metazoa; Chordata; Mammalia; Rodentia; Heteromyidae
Gene: Fnip2
Product: folliculin interacting protein 2
Exons: 17
Coding region: 1-3372 (1123 amino acids)
Cellular component (GO): cytoplasm
Molecular function (GO): protein-folding chaperone binding; ATPase inhibitor activity
Source: RefSeq, a predicted model, not a curated record